CAGCAGAAACCUUCUAACAAUCCACUGCUGGUAUAUGGGCAGCACUUUCAUUCAGCUCAUUGUAGCCUGUAUGCAGUGGGAGAUACAACAAAGAAAAGAGUAAACUUUUACUCCUGCAGUGGCACAAAAGUUUGCUGUCAAAAUGGAUGUCAUUCCCUUCUUCCAGAUAUCCUCCCAUCUUGUUUGUAUUCCUACAGAUAAACCAUGCUUACUUCGAUAGCAGUACAUGAUUACUUCUUAUUGGUAUUUUUAAAUCAGUCAUUGUAUAGUAACUUACUCAUAUUUCUUUGCAAGUCAAUGAUGGAUUCAACCCCUGCUGUCACAACCAUAAUGACUCUGGCCUCUCACUCGGACAUGUCCGGUUACUUGUGGAUCUUGAUAUUGGGCUUUGUAAUUGCCUUUGUCUUGGCAUUUUCUGUCGGGGCCAACGAUGUGGCAAACUCCUUUGGUACAGCAGUUGGUUCCGGGGUGGUCACCUUGCGACAGGCCUGUAUCCUGGCCACCAUCUUUGAGACAGCGGGCUCAGUCCUGUUAGGGGCCAAAGUCAGCGAGACGAUUCGAAAGGGUAUUAUUGACGUCCAGAUGUACAACGGCUCCGAGUAUGUCCUCAUGGCAGGAUCAAUAAGUGCAAUGUGUGGCUCUGCCGUGUGGCAGUUGGCUGCAUCAUUCCUGAGGCUCCCCAUUUCCGGAACUCACUGCAUCGUCGGGGCGACUAUAGGUUUUUCCAUGGUAGCCAGAGGUCACCAUGGUGUCAAAUGGAUGGAGCUACUUCGCAUUGUGGCUUCCUGGUUCCUAUCACCAGUGCUGUCAGGCAUCUUGUCUGGGAUUCUCUUUUUCUUUAUUCGCAAAUUCAUUCUUUUUAAGGCUGACCCGCUUCCAAACGGCCUCCGAACUCUUCCAGUGUUCUACGCCUUCACUGUGGGCAUCAACCAACUCUCCAUCAUGUUUACAGGAGCACCAAUGCUGGGAUUUGACAGGGUACCAUGGUGGUGCAUGCUAUGCAUCUCACUUGGAUGUGGUGUCAUCACAGCGUUAGUCGUUUGGCUUGUUGCCUGUCCACGCCUGAAGAGGAAAAUAAAACAAAAAAUAGUCGCUUCUCCCUGUGAGACUCCUCUGAUCGAGUUAAACCGUAAUCAACACACUCAAGUGGUGGACACAUCAAUACCCCGAUAUCCACAAACUCAGACCCAUCUAACAGACAGUCAAAAUGUUGCCUUCAAACUUGGAGGGUCAGAAGAAGCUGAUCUAGACAAGGAGAUCAAAGACUUCCAGGUCAAUAAUGGACUAGAUAGUAAUGUUGGUCCCAUGAUGAUCACAGACCCCCAUAAUGAACGACUACAUGCCAUCCAGAAAGACUCUGGUCUUUACAAGGACUUGUUACAAAAGCUACACAUGGCUAAGGUCGGUGACUGCAUUGGUGACAGUGACACAGAGGAGCGUCCUAUUCGGCGAAACAACAGCUACACCUCCUACACCCUGGCCAUUUAUGGCAUUCAGGGAGAAUCUAAGAACAAGGACAGUGACGACUGGAGGAGGAGGUCCAGAGUGGACAGCUACAGCAGCUACAAUUCAACACUGACCAAAGGAAGUUCAGUGAAGGAUACCAGCGUGGCACACGAGGCUGUUUGGGAGCAACCUAUUGAAGAAGAUGAGCUGGAGCUUGACCAACCAGUUGUUUCCGCCCUUUUUCAAUUCCUUCAGAUACUAACAGCGUGCUUCGGCUCCUUUGCACAUGGCGGGAAUGAUGUCAGUCUGUCUCUCUUGGCUACAGGCCUCUCUAAUAUUUUCAACAAUGCUAUUGGUCCUCUUGUGGCCCUCUGGCUUUUGUACGAAAGUGGUUCUGUUACAUCAAAUGCACCUACACCUAUCUGGCUACUUCUAUAUGGAGGAGUAGGUAUCUGCAUGGGACUCUGGGUAUGGGGCCGCAGGGUGAUUCAGACCAUGGGUAAAGAUCUUACCCCCAUCACACCAUCCAGUGGCUUCAGCAUAGAGCUGGCCUCGGCUCUUACAGUUGUUGUGGCAUCUAAUGUUGGGCUUCCUGUCAGCACAACACACUGCAAGGUUGGAUCAGUGGUAGCUGUGGGAUGGCUGCGUUCAAGGAAAGCAGUGGACUGGCAUUUGUUCAGGAACAUUUUUAUUGCCUGGUUUGUCACUGUUCCUAUCUCAGGUCUCAUCAGUGCUGCCAUCAUGGCACUCUUCAUUUAUGCCAUUCUGUGAUCAUAUUCUUCAAGGAGUGCAUUAUUAUCUCAAUCGAUAGGUGGCAGUUUUUGUUGAUAAGAAUAUUGCUCGAAGUUUGUCAUGAUUACUUACGAAUGUUGCUAUUACUGUUAUUGAUUGUAAUUUUAUAUUUAAAUUGAAAUGAAAUACAUUCACAGUGAAAUUCUGAGAUGCACCCUUUAAAAGGGGAACAUGUACAGCCUAUGUUGUAUCCUUGAGAUUAAGCAGAAGAUUGAGCAGAGGUUUUGAUUAAAACUGUCACAGAGGUAUUAUGUAUUAUUUUGAUUGUGAAAUGCAUCAUGUGGAAAGUACAAUAAAUGUAAUAUUCCUGUGACAACA
Corythoichthys intestinalis (scribbled pipefish) is the source of this 2556-nucleotide messenger RNA. RefSeq names its product sodium-dependent phosphate transporter 1-A-like. Lineage: Eukaryota; Metazoa; Chordata; Actinopteri; Syngnathiformes; Syngnathidae. Gene Ontology annotation, molecular function: phosphate transmembrane transporter activity. Bases 205 to 2217 code for a protein of 670 amino acids. Gene Ontology annotation, cellular component: membrane. Gene Ontology annotation, biological process: phosphate ion transmembrane transport. The transcript has 12 exons. The record is from RefSeq and is a predicted model, not a curated record.